Molecule: messenger RNA, 2461 nt
Organism: Sphaeramia orbicularis (orbiculate cardinalfish)
Lineage: Eukaryota; Metazoa; Chordata; Actinopteri; Kurtiformes; Apogonidae
Gene: tlx2
Product: T cell leukemia homeobox 2
Exons: 4
Coding region: 668-1849 (393 amino acids)
Biological process (GO): animal organ development; regulation of transcription by RNA polymerase II
Cellular component (GO): nucleus
Molecular function (GO): RNA polymerase II cis-regulatory region sequence-specific DNA binding; DNA-binding transcription factor activity, RNA polymerase II-specific
Source: RefSeq, a predicted model, not a curated record
UCUCACCUGCUGAAACGCACUUCACCAUUCAACACAACAGAGCCGUCUUUCGCUCUCACCUCCAAUUAAUAUCCGCGCUUGCGAGGUCAACGCUUCCCUUUCGCCUCUUUUUGUGGCUUGUUUUUUGUUUUGCCAAUUGCUUUAUUUUGAUGCGACGAGAUUAGGCAUCCUGUCAUGCCCUCCGCGUAUGGAUCGUCUCUUCCAGAGUAGGCAAACAAAGCGCAUCCAGCCUCUCCAGAGAACUGUCUCCUCCACCAAAAAAAAAAAGAGAGACCCACGGAUUUUUGUCUGUAAGUACUCAGGAUAACCAUUUGGGCCAUUCGGUUAUUUUUCUUGUUGUUAGACUGUCUUUUGUUUAGUUCAAUGGGAAGGAAGGUUGUGUUAACGAUGGAUACGCUUUUCCCUAGCCCGACGGAUAGGCAUUUAAUUUAGGGAACACCCGAUCUCACUGUUGGACAAAAAUAAUGGCAAGAUUUUGGAUAGCACCGGACGCGUUAUUGGUUUCCAGGGAGUAGACCGGGCCUGUGUCGAUGCUUGUAAACGAAUCUCCAGUAGUGAAUCCUACAAACAUUUCAUUUCCCAAGUCGUCAUUUACUAUAUGACCAAAAUACAUCUGUGCACCGAUAAAAUAUACUGACAAACACACCCUCCAAAAACCCGCAAAACUAUGGAGCACACCGGGAUCGAGGAGGUGAACCAGACGCACCAGCAGCAGCAUGAACCCAUCAGCUUCGGGAUCGACCAGAUCCUGAACAGCUCGGAUCAAUCCAGCGGCUGCAUGCUGCCCAACCGGACCGGCGACCCGGAUUACGCGCUGGCCUCCAACGUGUACAGUAACGGGUACAACAGCGUCUACAACCCGGCCUGCUCCAUGGCGGCGGCGGCGGGUCUGGCCGGAUCCUACAACGUCAACAUGAAUAUGAACGUCAGUAUGAACAUGAACAUGAACGUUAAUGUGAACUCUGCGGGCGCCGGUGGAGUGAUCCGGGUGCCGGCGCACAGACCCAUGCCGCCUCCGCCGCCACCCGCCGCCGCGCCUCAUCCGCCCCCGUCGACGCAUCCGGCGGGCAUCGGUCCCGGUAUUCCGUCGGUGCCCGGGAUGGGAAUGGGGAAUGCGGCGAACUUCACCUUCCCGUGGAUGGAGAGCAGUAGGAGGUUUGCCAAGGACAGAUUAACAGGGGAGCAGGCAGAGGAGAGCCAAGCAGGAGAGGCCACUGGGGGGCCAGGGGCCACCGCCGGGUCCCUCUGUCCUCUCCCCAAGGGAGACAUCGGCAGGGUCCCAGUCUGGAGCACUGUGGAGACAUUAGCCAAAUGCUAUUACCCCGAGCUCGCUCACCUGCGAGACGGCAAUGGCCUUCUAGCAGACUAUCCUUUCCCAAAGGGGGCUUGCCCAGCCGCCCUCUCACCCUUCUCAGUGACCCGUCGCAUCGGCCACCCGUACCAGAAUCGGACGCCGCCCAAGAGGAAAAAGCCUCGUACCUCCUUCAGUCGGGUACAGAUCUGUGAGCUGGAGAAACGUUUUCACCGGCAAAAGUAUCUGGCGUCGGCAGAGCGCGCCACCUUGGCCAAGGCCUUGAAGAUGACAGAUGCACAAGUCAAGACCUGGUUUCAGAAUAGGCGAACAAAAUGGCGGAGACAGACGGCUGAGGAGAGAGAGGCCGAGAGGCAGCAGGCCAACCGGCUGAUGCUGCAGCUUCAGCAGGAAGCUUUCCAGAAGACGUUGAGCCAGCCUCUGCAGCCAGACCCACUCUGCCUGCACAACUCCUCCCUCUACGCUCUGCAGAACCUGCAGCCCUGGGCAGAAGACAAUAAGGUGACCUCCGUCACCUCUGUGGCAUCUGUAGUGUGAUUGUGUGUGUGAGUGAAAAAGAAAAGGGGGAGGGAGAGAGACAGAGGGAGGGACGGAGCUGGGAAUGAAAUGUGUUUAUCAAAGUGUCAUCAGUGUGUAUGGACAAAAGGGAGGAAUCUCUUCAGUCUAUUUCUGACGUGUCUGUUAAAAAACGCAGCACCAUUAUGGGAUUGUCAUAGACACAGGAAAAUGAUGCUAUCUUUGGAAUAAAAAAAAAAAUGAAUGGACAUUUUGCUUCCUCAUUGAUCGUUACCAGCAACAUGUUGGGGGAGCAUUUGUAGAGUGAGACAGCUAUCUGUUACUGCCAAGACCUACAGAGCACUGUAUGCCGACUUAACUGCACAGGAGCCGCACUGACAUUGACUUUGCAGAUUGUCAAAAUAUAAGCAAGCCUGUCACUGUUAUCUGAAAUAUCUAAACUAUGUUGAGUAAUUUUCCUGCCUUACACAAAGUUUCCGCUUUCCCUUCAGCUGUCGGUCUAAAAGAGAGGAGGGCACUUUAUCCCAAAGUGCCAGGAAACAAAUGGACACCUCUGUACAUGCCCAACUAUCAAGACUGUCCCCCUUUUGCCUCUGGAACCCUCAGGAGGCAAUAGAGACUUAAUGCCAGUAA